UUCCCACGACUUAUACGGGUUAACAUAAACCUAACAAGAUGCGUAGUAUUCUAUUGGCGGUGUACCUGGUUCAAACAUCCGUGGCUUUUUUGAUUGAUGACAACGGAUGUGCGCAGCUACAAAUGGUGUCGCGCGACCAAUGGAAUGCCCGGGCACCUGUCGCCCCGGCUAAUCUGACCAGCACCACCCUGGGGAUGGUAUUUGUCCACCAUACUGACAUGAGUCAUUGCAACACCAUGGACCAGUGCGCCCAGGAAGUUAAGACCAUCCAGAACUUCCAUAUGGACGAGCGAGGCUGGGGAGACGUCGGGUACAGCUUCCUGAUUGGGGAAGACGGGUCUGUGUUCGAGGGGAGAGGUUGGGCACGGGUGGGCGCUCACACCCAUUCCUACAACACGGUGGCCUUCGGCGUGGCUCUUCUGGGGAACUUUAUGUAUCGUCGUCCCAAACCGGCAGCCCUGACAGCACUCCAAAACCUGCUGAAGUGCGGCGUCCAUAUGGGGCAUAUCAGCGCCACCUUCCGGCUGUUUGGUCAUCGAGACACAAGGCAGGGAACUCUUUGUCCAGGGGAUAUACUGUACAGUAUUAUAAGACAAUGGCCGCACUUUGAUUCGAUGGGACCACAGACCAACUUGUUAAUUUGACGUGUGUUUAUUUACGGACAAGGGAAAGGAAAAUACGAUCUGUGACAGAAAUCGAGUCGACCACAAGUAUUGAGUCCUAAGACAUGUAUUUGGCGAUGUUCAUUAUCAUAA
Messenger RNA from Liolophura sinensis, 755 nucleotides. RefSeq names its product peptidoglycan recognition protein 1-like. Gene Ontology annotation, biological process: peptidoglycan catabolic process; innate immune response. Lineage: Eukaryota; Metazoa; Mollusca; Polyplacophora; Chitonida; Chitonidae. The record is from RefSeq and is a predicted model, not a curated record. Bases 39 to 644 code for a protein of 201 amino acids. Gene Ontology annotation, molecular function: peptidoglycan binding; N-acetylmuramoyl-L-alanine amidase activity; zinc ion binding. The transcript is spliced from 3 exons.